Daldinia vernicosa is the source of this 2205-nucleotide messenger RNA. RefSeq lists its product as uncharacterized. The transcript has a single exon. The coding region runs from base 205 to 1917 and encodes 570 amino acids. The record is from RefSeq and is a predicted model, not a curated record. Lineage: Eukaryota; Fungi; Ascomycota; Sordariomycetes; Xylariales; Hypoxylaceae.
GAAUUUGAGUUCAGCAAUAAGAGCCUCACUGCCUCAUCAGCAUCAUUGAUCUAUACACAUUUCAUUCCUAGGUAUACGGUAUACACUUGAUUAUUACAUCAUGCCCGCCUACGAACGCGCGCUUCGAUGUUGAAGAGUCGAGAACUCUUCGAUACGUGACCGAGAAGAGAGUCGUGAUUUGAGGUCUUAGAACCAAUUACCGACAUGAUGCAACCACCACGCGCUCUCCUCCGCCGUCUCCUCACCCUCCGUGCCUUGAAAUUUCCAUUUCCUCCCACAUCUCGCCGAUUUACGAGAAAUACGAACCUCGCAUCCCUAGGGCGACCUCAAAUUCCAUUCCUAUCUGUGCCGCUAGCUAGGAACCACCAAUUCCGGUACCUCACCACCGAGCGAAAACGAUGGUUGGCCUAUGAGGUUUAUCUCGGAUUCAAGUAUACCAUAUAUAUCUGGGCCAUUGCUGGAUUCUCUAUCGCCGGCUACUGGUGUAUACAGCAGGAGUGGCUUGAGAGGAAAUACCCGACGCCGCACGAAUGGAACUUCAUAACUCGGUUGCGAUCCAGACUCGCGAAAUGGGCCCCUGACCGAACCGAUUUGCCGGAUAUUGAUUGGGUCCUUACUGGCAACUAUGCUAAAAAUGUAAUCGAAAGGCUAGAAGAUGAGAAGGGCGAAGGAGCCGGCCUUGCGCAGAGCCAAACCGAAGGCGGAGGGUAUGAUAUAACAUCCAAAAGCGAGCCGUGGAGGAGGGGCUAUUACGAGGUCUUGAUGCUGUGUGCCAAGGCGGCCGAGCACCUCGAUGACCAGAUCGUAGAUAAGACGCGGCACUUGGUGUUCCCGGCCAACCAGGUCAUAGGACCAUCGAACCCGAAUCCGAAACCCAUCUCCCCUGGCUCACCAAGUGCCCCUCGCGAAGAGGACUGCGAGCGUGCUUUCGAAGCACCCGAAACUUUCUACAAGAAAAUACUAGCGACCCAAGGUUUCACAUCCAAGCAGAAGUUGGACGCGGCGCUAGAGUACGCCUCGUGGCUAGACUUCAAGGGUCUUCCCGACGCCUCCGAGCUCACAUACGAAUGGGCACUGGCAUUAGCUACGGAAGGCUCACCUCCUCCAUACGACACGAAGUCAUACGUCCUACAGGACCUCUCACGCCACCCCUCCGCCAAUCUCCUCACCACCCUCACCGCUCUCGCCACACACAAGGCGCGCACAGGCGACAUCGCCGCAGCCCUCCCAAUCCUAAUCUCCGUCCUCCGCGCACGUAGAUCCCUCCCGCAUCCGCAGCCCCAAAAGAAACCCACAUACGUCGACCCCGACCAAACACAGUCCUCCUCCCCCUGGACCUUCCACAACAUCACCGGCGCAGCCGCCCGUCUCCUCUCGCCCCCCGCAUACCCGCCGCCCCCGGAUGACGGUACAUCCCCUCCAGUCCGGGACGCGAAGGAGCUAUGCGAAGAAGCCGGCCUGGACCUAUAUAUCGGCGAGAUCAUCUACGCCUCAUCCCCCGGCACUACCAAGGGCUGCGAGGACGGCCUAGCCUGGACGCGCGAAGCCGUCGACCUAGCAGAGGAACAGCUGCACAAACUAAACCAUAGCGGCGACGCCCGCGGCAACGACGACGCCAAGAAGACGUGCAAGGAAUGCCUACUCGCCGGCCUCGAUAACUGGCAGGCCAUGGUGGCGCGGCUCGCGCGCGAGGAGCGCGAGGCGGAAGCUUCGCUGGAGAAGAACGGGGAGCCAGCCAAGACGAAUAGCGGCGGCUGGUUGCCGAGUCUCUGGGGAGACGGCAAGGCUGCGACCGCAGCUGGUGGACGAUGGACUGCGGAGGAGAAUGUAGUCAGGGAGAGGAUGAGGAGGGCGCAGGAUGUGCUGGAGGAAUCGGAAGCGCCUAAGGCCGGGUUUGCGGCUUUUUUCCAGGCGUGAUGUGUGUGAUUUGACAUGCGCGUAUGUAUGUUGUUACAAUAUGUACCUAAGGGAAUAAAAAUAAAUGGUAAGAAGGACUCCUAGGGGCGCUUAUCUAGGCCAACAUUGCAUAUAAUACAUAUCCCAUCCCAUCCCACCUUGCCUGUCAUAUUCAAUAGAUGAGGUUGCCUGGAUUCACGUAGGAUAUAAUAACUAGGCAUAAGAAAUCUAUAUGCAUUUUCAAUGAUGGGAUGAAUAAUUUAGUGUACUGUAUAUAACCAUAGCUUUUAUUGAGAAUUCACUUCAGGC